AGAAUUACCAUGAAGACAGACUGGCGUGUGCUAAUAAUAAUAUUAUGACAAGCAUCCAGCGUAUAUAUACUGGCUAACUGUAGGAAAAGCACAUACACAGGGUGGGAACAUCACUGGAAGCAAUGGCUCUUGGGACAAGUGUGUGCUUUGUGGUGGUGCUGAGUCUGGCUGCUAAGGGAUCAUAUGCACAGUCAAGUGUGCUUGGCCAAGCUCCUCUUAACACCAGCAUUGUUGGGGGUCAGAACACCUCUGUGGGACGUUGGCCCUGGCUGGCCAGUCUGUACCACAAUGGUUCCCAGGUCUGUGAAGGAUCCCUUAUCAACAAACAGUGGGUGCUCACUGCUGCCCAGUGCUUCUCCAGUGCCAGUACAAACGAUUGGAUUGUUUAUCUGGGUCAGCAAAUCCCGAAACAAUCCAAUCUAAGUGAAGUAGGAUGGAAUGUAAGCCGCAUCAUCCAACAUCCAAAUUACACCGUGGGACAGUUCGACUACAACAUUGCUCUGGUGAAGUUACAGUCUGCUGUGAACUUCACUGACUACAUCCGGCCUGUUUGCGUGGCCGCCAGUGGCAGCACCUUCUACAGCGGCACAGACACCUGGGUCACUGGCUCACUGUCAUAUCCGUUCAUUUCAAUAAGUAACAUCCUGUCCCUCCUCUUCUCAUCUGGGAAUCUGCAGCAAGUGAAGAUUCCCGUGGUGGGAAACAGACAGUGCUACUGCCUUUACAGCAACCUGUCGAUUCCCCUGCCCUCUUUCAAUGCCACACAGAACUUCAUGUGCGCUGGCCAGCUGGCAUGGGGGGGAACCUCUACAUGUCAGCAGGGACACCUCGGGAGUCCACUGGUGGUCAAAAACGGCCACAUUUGGGUCCAGGCUGGGGUUGUGAACUAUGACUGUGUUCACCCUGGACUCCUUGGUGUCUAUGCCAGCGUGUCCCGAUAUGAGCACUGGAUCAACUCCACCAUCACCUCUGACAGCCCAUGCUUUGUCACUUUCACCUCCAAUGGGACAGACAGUGACAACAAUGUCACCUGUGCCACACCAUCAUCCAUUAAAAAUUCUUCCCAGGUGCUUGGCCAAGCUCCGCUUAACACCAGCAUUGUUGGGGGUCAGAACACCUCUGUGGGACGUUGGCCCUGGCUGGCCAGUCUGUACCACAAUGGUUCCCAGGUCUGUGAAGGAUCCCUUAUCAACACACAGUGGGUGCUCACUGCUGCCCAGAGCUUCUCCAGUGCUGUUACAAACGGUUGGGUUGUUUAUCUGGGUCAGCAAACCCCGAAACAAUCCAAUCUAAGUGAAGUAGGAUGGAAUGUAAGCCGCAUCAUCCAACAUCCAAAUUACACCGUGGGACAGUUCGACUACAACAUUGCUCUGGUGAAGUUACAGUCUGCUGUGAACUUCACUGACUACAUCCGGCCUGUUUGCGUGGCCGCCAGUGGCAGCACCUUCUACAGCGGCACAGACACCUGGGUCACUGGCUGGGGUUCCCCUCUCUCCUCAUCUGGGAAUCUGCAGCAAGUGAAGAUUCCCGUGGUGGGAAACAGACAGUGCUACUGCCUUUACAGCAACCUGUCGAUUCCCCUGCCCUCUUUCAAUGCCACACAGAACUUCAUGUGCGCUGGCCAGCUGGCAUGGGGGGGAACCUCUACAUGUCGGCAGGGACACCUUGGGAGUCCACUGGUGGUCAAAAACGGCUCCAUUUGGGUCCAGGCUGGGGUUGUGAACUAUGACUGUGUUCACCCUGGACUCCUUGGUGUCUAUGCCAGCGUGUCCCGAUAUGAGCACUGGAUCAACUCCACCAUCACCUCUGACAGCCCAUGCUUUGUCACUUUCACCUCCAAUGGGACAGACAGUGACAAUAAUGUCACCUGCACUGGUGUCCCACCUAUUACCAGACCAUCUCCCCCAGCCCACACCCUACUGCACUCAUCUACCUCCACCAUUGCCCCCAUAACAACAGUGCACUCAUCUACCUCCAGCACCACUGCCAAGCCGGAUGUAUGUGGUCUCGCCCCACUGAACAAUGGAGGCAGCAGUGGGUCGGUAGCAGCAGGGGCGUGGCCCUGGCAGGUCAGCCUGCAGAAGAAUGGGACCCAAGUCUGUGGGGGCACUCUCAUCACACGGAGAUACGUCAUGAGUGCAGCAGAGUGCUUCAACAACUCAGAGCCCAACAGCAGCCAGUGGACAGUGGUUCUGGGAAUGAAUGUGUCACUAGGGGUGUCUGACAUCAAACUGAGCAACCUGCCAGGUCCUAACAUCGCUCUGCUCCACCUGGCCAAAAGUGUGACCCUGACCGACUACAUCCAGCCUGUGUGCCUGGACUUGGAUAACACUGUAUUCACUAGUGGCGCACAGUGCUGGGUGACGGGAUGGAGCAAUAUUCAGGGUGGAGUCCAAAGUCUUCAGCAGCAGGAGACGACAGUGGAAAACUGUUCAAUCACCUCUACUAACCAAAUCUGCACUGUAGCUCUAAGCUCACUGACGGGAUAUACAGGGGGGCCUUUGGUUUCAAAGAGAAGAGGAUCAUGGUUCCAGGGUGCAGUGAUAAUGACAGGUAACUCCAGCACACGUGCGGCAUCAGAGCAGGUCUUCACCAAGACGUCAAAGUUCAAGAGUUUCAUUGGGGAUGUAGUGGGUCUGUUGCCACAGCCCAGCAGAGCAGGACAGCACUUCUCUGCCCUCCUCAGCCUCACCCUCCCCCUCCUCUCCCUCUCCUUGAUGUCAGUCUGGGGCCACUGACACCCUGGAUUGUUCCUCUUCAUCAAUCAGCUCCGUUUCUGUAACAUUAAAAUAAAAUUACAGGCUGUAUGACAAAAAGCAGCUCAAACUAACAGUUUAGUUUAUAAAAGUACCUUGUGAUUUUGUUUAGUCUUUUGAAAAUUUAAAAGUAAAUUAUUGCUUGUAUUAAGAAAUAUUUAUUGAUUAUUAAGACAACCAUGACUGCAAUAAAAGUAGUAAUGCAUUAGGGUUGCAUUCAUAGUUAAAUUGAAUAUUUCAUUGAAAAUUUAAUUGUACGAAAACUACCUGUAAAAUUUCGCUUCUGUCACUACAUUACUAUUGUUUACUUAGCUUAUGAAAUGAAAGACUGGCAGAAAUAUUUAUGUCAUUUAUCAUGCAUUGUCUUUACCUCUGCUUCAUGUUCAAUCAUGUAUAAUCACAUAUACAUUAGGAUAACACUUUAUAUAACAAUUUAAAACUGAUUUCAAAUGAGUAAA
Molecule: messenger RNA, 3214 nt
Organism: Brienomyrus brachyistius
Lineage: Eukaryota; Metazoa; Chordata; Actinopteri; Osteoglossiformes; Mormyridae
Product: transmembrane protease serine 9-like
Exons: 16
Coding region: 123-2738 (871 amino acids)
Biological process (GO): proteolysis
Molecular function (GO): serine-type endopeptidase activity
Source: RefSeq, a predicted model, not a curated record